Acomys russatus (golden spiny mouse) is the source of this 2188-nucleotide messenger RNA. It is a transcript of the gene Purg, whose product is annotated as purine rich element binding protein G. Lineage: Eukaryota; Metazoa; Chordata; Mammalia; Rodentia; Muridae. Gene Ontology annotation, biological process: regulation of transcription by RNA polymerase II. The transcript is spliced from 3 exons. Gene Ontology annotation, molecular function: DNA-binding transcription factor activity, RNA polymerase II-specific; purine-rich negative regulatory element binding; RNA polymerase II transcription regulatory region sequence-specific DNA binding. The record is from RefSeq and is a predicted model, not a curated record. Bases 100 to 1074 code for a protein of 324 amino acids. Gene Ontology annotation, cellular component: nucleus.
GGAGGCGGGGGGCGGCGGCUGCGACGGAGGGGCCGAGAGCUGGCGGCGGCGGCGGUGGUCGUGAAGGGCAUCGGUGGCGGUGACGGAGAUGAUCUGAAGAUGGAAAGAGCCAGGCGAAGGGGAGGCGGCGGCAGCGGCGGCCGUGGCCGCGGAGGCAAGAAUAUAGGGGGCUCUGGCCUAAGCAAGAGUAGACUCUAUCCCCAGGCCCAGCACUCUCACUACCCCCACUACUCCGCGUCAGCCACCCCUAAUCAGGCUGGUGGUGCAUCCGAAAUCCAGGAGCUGGCCUCCAAAAGAGUGGACAUCCAGAAAAAGAGGUUUUACCUAGACGUGAAGCAAAGCUCCCGGGGCCGUUUCCUAAAGAUAGCUGAAGUCUGGAUAGGGAGAGGCCGGCAGGACAAUAUCAGAAAGAGUAAACUGACCCUCUCCCUGUCAGUGGCAGCCGAGCUGAAGGACUGUCUAGGCGACUUCAUUGAGCACUAUGCCCACCUGGGCCUGAAAGGCCACAGGCAAGAGCAUGGCCAGAGCAAAGAGCAAGUCUCCAGGAGGCGGCAGAAGCACUCGGCACCCUCCCCACCAGUGUCUGUGGGGUCAGAAGAGCAUCCGCACAGUGUCCUCAAAACGGACUAUAUAGAGAGGGACAAUAGAAAAUACUACCUAGAUUUAAAGGAGAAUCAACGCGGUCGCUUCCUAAGGAUUAGACAAACCAUGAUGCGUGGCACUGGCAUGAUAGGUUAUUUUGGCCACACGUUGGGCCAGGAACAGACUAUUGUCCUCCCAGCCCAGGGAAUGAUUGAAUUUCGUGAUGCCUUGGUUCAGCUGAUUGAAGACUAUGGCGAAGGAGACAUAGAAGAGCGAAGGUGCGGAGACCACGACCCACUUGAACUCCCAGAGGGGACCUCUUUCAGAGUGGACAAUAAAAGGUUCUACUUUGAUGUGGGCUCUAAUAAAUAUGGAAUUUUCCUGAAGCUCACAAAUUGCCCUAAAUCCAGAGCGAAUCCCAGCCUUUUUCACUGUUGUCAGACCAAGCAUAAGGAACAGCCCUAUGAUCCUACAAAAACAGUUGAGGAAUAAGGACUAAACCCCUUAUGUUCCACUCCAGAAAAAAAGGCAUUUGGUGAAAGAAAUGAACCGAAGUUCAUCAUGAGUGCAAGGCUUCUGCACUUGGCAUUCCUGCCCAGAAGGACAGACAGAUAUCACCACCAUUGGCAUCAUUUUCACACUGACCUUGAGCGGCAAGCCUCCACCACACUGGAGGGCGCAGCUGGGUUUGCUGGGGAGGUGGGGUGCGGUGGGGGUGUCUCGUUAAGCCUUUCAGUUUCCCAAUCGCUGUUUGCCAGAGUUGAGGGAGAAGACAUGUAGCGUUGAAAAUACUUUCCUAAGAGAUCAUGUAACUAUUUAACUCUGAAUUUAAAUUCUGAGGAGAGUGGAUCGUUUCAAUCCACUGCCUCAUAUAAGAAACACUUUUUUAUAAUCUGUAACUGCUUUAGUGUUAACAGGGUACAAGGUGGGUUUUGUCCUGUAUUGUAUUUCAAAGGUUCUCAUCGGUUGUGACUGUAUUGUACUGUAUGAAAAGAGUCAGAAAUUGCCUUGUAUUGUUUCUAAUGGACCAUAACACAUACUGAUUCAGUUUUCAUGUUCCAAAUUUUUCAGUGAUGCAUGUUCACAGUUAGGUCCUAAAAUCCUGUGGUGCUAAUUCCUCCAUAACCCGAUGGUGCUUCUGUGGAUGCUAACUGCACACAUGCUAAACAAAGCUUGAAAUUUACAACUUCCCUCCCUUCCUCUGUUUAUAUGAAGUAAAAUAAAAUAACUUGAACUUGUCUCAAAGUAUCACUGACAAUCUAAUAAACUGGUUUAUAUGUGUCAUUAGUUUGGAUUCUUAUUUUUCAGAAGUCACCUCAGUCACACUGGGCCCCAAAUGCUGAUCUUACACGUGUUCAUUUCUUUAUUCAUUUGUGCCUGCAAAUUUAUGUUGUCUCAGGGAAUGUAAAUCCAUUUUAUCUAACUUCUGAAACCAUGUUUGGAUAGUACCCAUAAAACCAAGCCUUGUCUGGCCUAAGAAUAAAUGCCAAUAUGGUGCCUUUGUCUAUUUUAGUAGUUUAUUGAUAGUUGAUCAUUGAACUGAGCCAGAGGAAAACAUUUGCAAGAAAGCAAGGACAGGACACCUUCUAAGUCUUUAUUUAAUUUC